This is a messenger RNA of Sphaeramia orbicularis (orbiculate cardinalfish), 5765 nucleotides long. RefSeq names its product IQ motif containing GTPase activating protein 3 (gene iqgap3). Bases 149 to 5098 code for a protein of 1649 amino acids. Lineage: Eukaryota; Metazoa; Chordata; Actinopteri; Kurtiformes; Apogonidae. Gene Ontology annotation, biological process: regulation of GTPase activity; mitotic actomyosin contractile ring assembly actin filament organization. The record is from RefSeq and is a predicted model, not a curated record. The transcript has 37 exons. Gene Ontology annotation, molecular function: GTPase activator activity; calmodulin binding; actin filament binding. Gene Ontology annotation, cellular component: cell cortex.
UCCACUGAGUUUACUGAAUUCCACCGGAUUCACUGAAGUUAAACCUUAUUUUUUGUUUCGAUGGUUUAAUUUAAUCAUUUUAAAGGGAACUUUUACGCACCUGUAGUUUGUUUAUGAGACUGAACCUCGGACGGGGAAAGUUAAAAACAUGGCCGAUCCAUCAGGACAAAACAGAACAAACUAUGAACGUCUGACAGCAGAGCAGAUGGAUGAGCAGAGGAUUCAGGGCGUGGCCUAUCAGUACCUGUGCAGGUUGGAGGAGGCCAAGAGGUGGAUGGAGGCAUGUCUGGGGGAGGAGCUUCCUGCUCCCACAGAGCUGGAGGAGUCUCUCAGGAACGGUGUAAUCCUCGCCAAAUUGGCUCAUCGCUUUGCUCCCAACGCCGUCCCCCAAAAGAAGAUCUACGACCUCGAGCAGCAGCGUUACCAGGCUUUGGGUCUUCAGUUUCGUCACACUGAUAAUAUCAAUCACUGGAGAGUCGCCUUGACAACACUUGGACUGCCCACUAUCUUUCAUCCAGAAACAACUGAUAUCUAUGACAAAAAGAACAUGCCGAGAGCCAUUUACUGCAUCCAUGCACUCAGUUUGUUUCUGUACAGACUGGGCAAGGCACCACAGAUUCAUGAUCUCUAUGGCAAAGUCAAGUUUACAGAGGAGGAAAUAAAUAACAUGAAGCUGGAGUUGGAUAAAUAUGGAAUCCAGAUGCCUGCCUUUAACAAGAUCGGAGGAAUUCUGACCAAUGAGCUGUCAGUGGACGAGGCUGCAGUCCAUGCAGCAGUGAUCGCCAUCAACGAGGCAGUGGACAGAGGUCAUGUGGGGGCCACGGCAGAGGCUCUGAGGAACCCUAAUGCUAUGCUGAACGACCUACAGGAGGCACUGAUGAGUGUCUACCAGGAGAUUCUCAAACAGGCUAAAAGACAGAAGGCCCAGCAAGCAGCGAGGAAGGGGGGCAGAACUGAGGAGAAGGACAUGUAUGAAGAAUAUCUGACCCAGAGGGAGAUUCAGGGGAACAUCAAUACUGUCAACGUGCGUUCGGCGGUGGAGCAGGUGGAUGAGGCUCUAGACUCUGCAGAUGAGCUGUCUCUACUCUCAGCCCUGCAGCUGCCAUGUUUGGCCCUCAGAGGCCUCCGUACUGACAAUGGUCCGUGGUACCUGGACCAGCUGGCUGCAGACCGACACCAAAAAGCACUGGAUCAGGGAUGUGUUGACCCUCUGGAACCUCAAGAGCUGCAGGAGGGAGUGACCACUGCCAAUCAGGAAGCACAGAGAGCAAGGAACAUGGAGGCAGCAGUCCAUAGUGUUAAUGAAGCUCUGCGUCGCAGUGACCCCAGACAGACGGUCAGCUGUCUGAUGAACUCUGACCUCCAGCUGCCACAGGUGUUUCCACCUGCUGCAUCACUCUAUCACAGAGAGCUACAACUACUGCAGAGACAGACCGAACAGGGGGACCUGCAGCAGGAGGAGCUGUUUGUUGCUGUGGAGAUGCUGUCAGCUGUUGCCCUCAUCAACCAGGCGCUGGAGGUGGGGCAUCUACAGGACUUCAGCUCCUCCUUAGUCAGUCUGUCUGCAGGACUCGCUGAUGUAGAAACCAACCUGAUGCACAGGUAUUUUGAUGUUCUGCUGGCUCUGAAACAGCAGUCUGGGAGAGAACUGCUCACCUGGAAUCAACUGCAGGAAGAAAUCAACUGUGUGAACAACUCGGAACAAGACGAACAGCAGAAGGUGUUGGCUGUCUCUUUGAUUAAUGAGGCUGUGGUCCGGGCAGACCCUCAGAGGCUGCUGUCUGCUCUGCUGCUGCCCUCUACUGGACUGGAGGGUGUACUGCAGGAGAACAGCUACAGGUACCUGACUCUGCUGAGCCAAGCCAGGCAGCACCGAGCCCAGGUGAGCCGGGACCCUGGGGCGGAGCUGUGGUUGGCUGAUAUCCAGGAGCAAGUCAGGAGAGCCAAUCAGGACACUCAGAAAGCUCUGAAGUUGUGUCUAGCAGUCGCUGCAGUAAAUCAGGCAGUGAAGGAGAAUAGAGUGAAGCAGACGCUGCGUGUCCUGUCUCUACCAGAGGUGGCGCUGCAGAGCGUCAUGGCUGACUGUGCUGCAGAGUAUCAGAGGGCGUUAACUGCACUGCUGAGGGAGAAGACACUCAAAGGAGAUAACAAGAGUGCGUGGGUUCGAAUCCGCCUCGAGGACGGGUCGUCGUACUUCUUCCAGCUGAACAGACUUGAGGGCAGCUGGGAGAAACCACAUAACUUCAUCCACAACAGUGUGUUCUUGGACCGUCAUGAGAUUCAGGAGGUGGUCCGCAGUGUUUCAGGCUCGUACAGCCGCAGCGUCCUCUGGAAGAGCAAUGAAACCCUCAUUGUUCAUCUACAGGCACUCAGCCGAGGUUUCCUGGUCAGACGACAGCUGAAGGCUCGACGCAGAUACCUAAUCACAAACACACCUGCUGUUGUUGUCAUCCAGUCUCAUUGGAGGAGGUUUGUCCAGCAGAGGGCGUACAGACGUCGACUGCAAUUCCUCUACAUGAACUGGAGAGCUGUCGUCAAGAUCCAGUCGUUUGUGAAGAUGUGGUUGGUGAGGAGGAGAUAUCGAGCCCGGCUCCAAUUCUUCAGACGUCAUGUGGAUGCUGUCAUAAAGAUCCAAGCAUUCUUCAGAGCAAACAGAGCCCGAGAGCAGUACAGGAUGCUGGUGCACUCAGCCACACCCCCACUCUCCGUGGUAAGGAAGUUCGUUCACCUGCUCGACCUGGGUGAUGGUGACAUCAGAGAGGAGGCGGAGCUUUUGCGAUUGAGGGAGGAGGUGGUUCGGAACAUCCGCUUCAAUCGGCAACUAGAGUCAGACCUGGACCUGAUGGAUCUGAAGAUUGGCCUGUUGGUCCGCAACCGGGCCACUGUACAGGAAGUGGUGUCUCACUGUAAGAAACUGACGAAGAAGAACAAGGAGCAACUGUCAGACAUGAUGGAUGUGGAGAGAAGUAAAGGACUAAAGGCUCUGAGUCGACAGAAGAGAGACCGAUUGGAGGCCUAUCAGCACCUUUUCUACCUGCUGCAGACUCAGCCUCUGUACCUGGCUCAGCUCAUCUUCCUGAUGCCUCAGAGUCGCUCCACGUCCUUUAUGGAGAUGUUGGUUUUCAGUCUGUUUAACUAUGGGUCAGACCGCAGAGAGGCCUUCCUGCUGCUGCAGCUCUUCACGGAAGCGCUACGAUAUGAGAUCAGGCUGAAGGUGGAGCAGCCUCAAGACAUCGUCACUGGGAAUCCCACCGUCAUUAAGAUGUUGGUGAACUUUUACCGUCAUGCACGGGGUCACAACGCGCUGCGGGAGACUCUAGGUCCGGCCCUGCAGGAUGUCCUGUUGGACCGCAGCCUCAGCAUCAGGACAGACCCUGUGGACGUUUACAAGACCUGGAUCAACCAGACCGAGAGCCAGACCGGAACCAAGAGCUCUCUGCCAUAUGAGGUCUCACCUGCAGAUGCCCUUUCUCACCCUGAGGUCCAACGACGUAUUGAUGUUGCCAUCAUCAAUCUAAAGAACCUGACGGACCGAGUUCUCAAAGCCAUCACCUCCAACCUGCACAAACUGCCUUAUGGUUUGCGUUACACUGCUAAGGUGCUCAGAGAUGCUCUGAAGGCAAAGUUUCCUGAGGCCAGCGAGGAUGAACUCUACAAGAUCGUGGGGAACCUGAUCUACUAUCGCUACAUGAACCCAGCAGUUGUGGCUCCAGAUGGUUUCGACGUGGUGGACCGCUCUGCUGGAUCUGCUCUGCAGCCGGACCAGCGACACAUACUGGGCUCCAUCGCCCGGAUGCUCCAGCAUGCUGCUGCCAACAAACACUUCCACGGAGACGGAUACCAUGUCAGAGUGCUGAACCAGUACAUCAGCCAGACUCAUGCCAAGUUUAGGAAGUUCCUGUUGGCGGUGUGUGAUGUCCCUGAGCCUGAAGACAGAUUCUGUAUAGAUGAAUAUUCAGAGCUGCUGAUUGUCAACAGACCUGUGGUCUACAUUUCUGUGAGCGAGCUGAUCAACACUCACCAGCUGUUGUUGGAACAUCAGGAGGUUUUGUGUCCUGAUCCGUCAGACCCCCUCAGAAUCAUACUCACAGACCUGGGCUCUGUCCCAGCCCUGCAGGAGCUGAUCGGAACUACAGCUGCUGCCUCAGGGGACAGUUUGUCUGCAGAUCCUGGAUCAGAAUCUGGCCUAGCUCAGAUCAGUAAGAUGGAGGUCUCUCUGACUCUCACCAACAAGUUUGACAUCUUCAAUGACUCUGAAGACAAACCAGAUGCCAAAGGACUCUUGCUCAGUACAAAGCAGCUGAUCAUUGACGUCAUCAGAACUCAACAAGGAGAUUCACUGACAGAAAUACUGAGAGCAUCUGCCUCACAUGACCAGGAGGCGUGUCAUGAUUGGCUGAUGCAGCGUCGUGCUCGACAGGACGCUCGAACUCCUGAGAAGUUGAAGAGGAACCAGUCACUGGUCGCUGACGGCAACCUGAGGCUGGAGGAGAAGAAGAGGAAGAUUGUGAGGAGCCUCCGCCGACUAGAGGGUAUGGGAGUCCUGAGACCGCCUCAGUCUGAAAACCAGAUCCUGCAGAUGAUCGCCAAGGACAUCCGUCACCAACGGUUACACCGUCAGCGGCGAGGGGCGGAGCUGGUGAAGCUCCGUCAGACUCUCAACAGUCUCCAACUGAAGAGCAGCUUCCACAGUGAACAGAUCGACUUCUACAGACAUUACAUCACUUCCUGUCUGGACAACCUCACUGCUGGUAAACCCAACAAUAAGAAGGCAGCUGAGAGCAAAGGCAAGAAGAAGGCAGCUGUCAGCUACAGCGCCACUCGACUGCAGGAGAAGGGAGUACUGCUGGAGAUCCAGGACCUGCCCAGCACACAGUUUAAAAACGUGGUGUUCGAUAUUGUCCCUGGACCAGAGAAAGGAAGCUUCAGUGUAAAAGCUCGAUUCCUGGGGGUUGAGAUGGAAGAGUUCCUGCUCAAAUACCAGGAUCUGCUCCAGCUGCAGUAUGAGGGCGUGGCAGUCAUGAAGAUGUUUGACAAGGCAAAAGUCAAUGUCAACCUGCUCAUCUUCCUCCUGAACAAGAAGUUCUACAAGAAAUGAGCCAAGUGACACUCCACCUCACACUCCUGUCACUGCUUUUAUCUGUCACUAUAGAACACAGAGUGAACGCCUGUCACUACACUCCCAUCUCUGUUGUUACAUCAUUACUAUUAUACUUCAUAAGACCUUUAUCUCAUAUAACAAAUAUGAAUUGAAGUAUCUUUAUUUACUCCUAUCUCUGCUUCAUAUCCUCACUACAUUGUCUGAUUUUAUGUCUGACUGGUUCACACAGACUAGAGCGUCAUCUCUCUGUUCUAUCUCUGUUUGUAAUGUUGGUAUACAUAUGCAUUUAUACACGUUCAGGACAGCCAAAACACUAUCCUGCUUAUAUAUAGCCACAUUUUCAUGAUACUUUAUAUACUAUUAAGAUCAGAGUGAAGCAUUUCUCUCUGAUCCUAUUUCUUUUUAAUUCUCACUACUUCAAGGGAAUGCUUUAUUUUGAAGGGAUCAAUGAUACAAAUCAGAUUAUUGACAAUCAGAUCUCAUACUUUCAGAUUCUGUUUAACGAUGAAACACUGAUUUAUCCAAGUUAAUCGAUUGGUUUCAGCUGAUUGGAAUUGGCUGAGGUCUGUACAUAUUUUCUGUCUCUUUCUCUUCUUAAUGUUUUGUCUCUAAAUGUCAUGAAACUUUAACCAGUUUUUAUAUCCAAUAAAUUCUCUGAAUAUUU